AAAAUAAAUCUGCAGAGUCUCCCGGAAGCUGCCCCAUCAGCCUCAUAGACAAGAAGCCUGGUUCUCCUGCACUGCUACAGAAAUGUCUUCCUCCUCCUCCUCCUCUGGCUCAUCGGGAUCAAAGUCUUUUUCGUUCUUAGCUGGUUUUCCUUAGAGAAAAGCUGGAGAUCGGAGUUCAGUCCAGAGAGGGUGACUUCUUGAGGGCAGGCCUGGAGGCGUGGCGCGCCAGUCCACUCCGCAGCCGGGGGAGAGCAGCGCCCCUGCUCUCUGCGCCGCGCAAGUCCGCCAGUAGCGCCGAGAAAUCCGUUACCAGGCGGCUGUGUCCCCAAGGGCCAUUCAGGGAGGAAGGGAACAGGGAAAACCGCUGUGUUGUUUCCCGGGCCCUGUGGGCUGGGUGGGCGGCGGGUCAGGUUACAGACAGGUGGGGCUGGCUGUUGGGUGAGCUGCGGGCUCCAGGGCAUCCCUGGCCAGGCGUGCCCCCGCAGCACCCGGCAGCUGGCACACGUCUGACGACCUCCUGGAGCAGGGCGAUCGCAGCGACACUGGAGGCUGUGCCGGUUGUCCUGGGCGCACCCGAACAAGACAUAAAGGUUGAUCGGAACAGACAGAUGUAAUAAUAAAUGCAAAGCUUGCCUCCCUCCCCCGGUAGGGACGGCGAAAAGAUGUAGCCAAUGUUCACUAUGGUGGCUUCCUGGAAAGCGGGGAGCAGCCGGGAGGAGGGGGCCGCAGCCGGGAGAGGGGACCCCACCAUGCCCAAAGUCUUCCUGGUGAAGAGGAGGAGCCUGGGGGUCUCGGUCCGCAGCUGGGAUGAGCUCCCGGAUGAGAAAAGGGCAGACACCUACAUCCCAGUGGGCCUGGGCAGCCUGCUCCACGACCCUCCCGAGGACUGCCGCAGCGACGGCGGCAGCAGCAGCGGCAGCGGCAGUAGCAGCGCGGGCGAGCCCGGAGGCGCCGAGAGCAGCUCGUCCCCGCACGCCCCCGAGCGCGAAACCCCCGAGCCAGGCGACGCCGAUGGCCCCGAAGGACACCUGGCGGCCAAGCAGCGCCCGGUUGCCAGGUCAAAAAUCAAGUUCACUACAGGCACGUGCAGCGACUCGGUGGUUCACAGCUGCGACCUGUGUGGCAAGGGCUUCCGCCUGCAGCGCAUGCUCAACCGUCACCUCAAGUGCCACAACCAGGUGAAGAGACACCUGUGCGCCUUCUGCGGCAAGGGCUUCAAUGACACCUUCGACCUGAAGAGGCACGUCCGCACGCACACAGGCAUUCGUCCCUACAAAUGCAAUGUCUGCAAUAAAGCCUUCACUCAGCGCUGUUCCCUGGAGUCCCACCUGAAGAAAAUCCAUGGGGUGCAGCAGCAGUAUGCCUAUAAGCAGCGGCGGGACAAGCUCUACGUCUGCGAGGAUUGCGGCUACACGGGCCCCACCCAGGAGGAACUGUACCUGCACGUGAACAGUGCCCACCCGGGCAGCUCGUUUCUCAAAAAGACAUCUAAAAAACUGGCGGCCCUUUUGCAGGGCAAGCUGACAUCCGUACACCAGGAGAAUACCAGCCUGAGUGAGGAGGAGGAGAGGAAGUGAGAAGGAAGGGAGGACAGACGUUCACACUGCCAUGUAUGUCUACGUGGAUUUUUGGUUUUCAGCAUCCCCCACCCCACUGGCUCUUCUUAAUUAGAAAUGUCCAGUUCACCUCUGUGUCCUUUUGGAACAUCAGCAAUCGGAUCCGUUCCAAGAUUGUCAGUUACCGUAGUGCCGUCAGGCCCUGUAACCCGUGUCCUGUCUGGUGCACUUGCUCACAUUCACCAAAGUUUGUUUUCCGCGAUCCUGAUAGCCAAGAACACCAUGCGGGACUUUUUUUUUUUCUUUUCCAAGGAUUUUCACACAUGGAGGGAGAGGUAUUUCUUAGAGCAAUCAUCAUUUUAUGGUGCCUUGAAAUAAAAAUACUUCUACUUGAAAUGCUGUUUAAGCAAGGAAAAUGAAUUUUGUUAUUCUGAAAGAGUUUACAGAAAUUAUUUUAAUAAAUGAAAUGUUCUUGUGAAGCUUUCAAAGGCCAAGUGAAACAUUGA
Molecule: messenger RNA, 2062 nt
Organism: Cebus imitator (Panamanian white-faced capuchin)
Lineage: Eukaryota; Metazoa; Chordata; Mammalia; Primates; Cebidae
Gene: OVOL2
Product: ovo like zinc finger 2
Exons: 6
Coding region: 672-1577 (301 amino acids)
Biological process (GO): epidermal cell differentiation; regulation of transcription by RNA polymerase II
Cellular component (GO): nucleus
Molecular function (GO): RNA polymerase II cis-regulatory region sequence-specific DNA binding; DNA-binding transcription factor activity, RNA polymerase II-specific
Source: RefSeq, a predicted model, not a curated record